Cylindrotheca closterium is the source of this 2325-nucleotide messenger RNA. Lineage: Eukaryota; Bacillariophyta; Bacillariophyceae; Bacillariales; Bacillariaceae. The record is from the annotation of a GenBank genome assembly.
AUGGAGGCUGCGGUUCAAGAACACCAACUCAAGACCGGCACCUCCUUUGGACUCUUCCAGCAGGACUAUAGCAACACGGCAACUUUGGCGUCAGAUACUUGGCUCAAAAGAGUCUGGAAAGAGUUGGAGGACUUGGAUAUCUAUGUUGCCCUUGACUCGCCUGUCCUCCCUCUCCGGUGCAAAGGCGAUGCCUUGCUCAUUGAGGUACUCAUGGAGUUGGAAGUGGAUCAGGACGCUCUAAAGUGGCUCAACUGGUGCCGUAUGUUCCUCCAAGUUUGCACCGUCUCCGACAUUGUGACGGCUGAUGGCCUCAGCAUACGAGAGUCCAUGUGGCAUGGGGAACGUGACUACGCUCAUCGGUCGUCAUAUCAAUGGCCUCGCACUGUCCGGCCCAACAAGACCCACUGGAAGGCGUGGCAGGAACACCUUACUCGCGCACUACUUGUCUCUGACGGACCCCAGCGCCUACUGCGUCAUCCUCUGGGCCCAUGGUUCGAUCUUCUUGACAACUGGAACUGGUUAUGGUCUUCUACUCACGGAUUGUUCCACCGCCAGGGCCACGGGUGGCAACACUACCGUCACCGUCGCUCCUCCACACGGAGCAUUCAAUGGGACUAUCCUCAUUCUAUGCAAUUGUCCGGGUGCAAACAACCACAUAACGAGCAUACCGACAACGGCGUCAGCCCUUUGCCAGCCCCCUUUUGGACCCAACCACUCCCUGCUGACUUGUGCCGAGCUACCGUCCACACUACGCCUUUGCUAGGCACUCUUGCCCUUACCGGCAUUGGGACAGCAUCGCUGCAGCCGCAUCACGACUCUCAACCGUCUUUGCUAGCCGCCUGGAUGGCCGCCUCAGCCAGGGUGACCGAGUAUGUUGGCUGGACCCCUGAAGAAAUUGAGAUUGAUGGCGACGAAAGCCUCCUUGCGGCAGCCCUACUCGAAGACCGGCUGUGUGUGAUCAGCGACGGUUCUUACAAGCUCGGUCUGGGCACGGCAGCGGUUCAACUGCUUCCACAUAAGGGUGGCACGGAACGUAUUAUCGUCCAGUGCCAGACUCCAGGUCUAACUGAUGACCAGAGCGCGAUUGCGUGCGAUGGAUUUUUGGUGUUGCUCAACACCUUUGGUGCCAAUCGAGUCACACCGCAACAAGCCCAGUUUGACCUGGUCUCCUCUAUCCGGGAGGCACUUGCCCGCUCUAGGGCCUCGUGGGAACCUAGCCACGUGUACGGUCACCUCGAUACGGCGACAUCCUUUUCGUGCCUCUCUUGGUGGUCUAAACGGAAUGUGGAAGUGGAUGCGUGGGCGGUCGCCUAUUGCCACCAGCUUGAGGCUUCACACCGAUCGAUUGCACCUAACGCUCGUUUCUUUACCGAAUUGGCUGCCCUUUACAUUGGGGACGUCAAACAGUUGCGAUUGAAUCCAGAACAGGUCCAGGAACUGGUGGCGCUGCCUGCUCUACGCAAGCGAUGGCAUGAGCGGCAGAUGAUUACACCGGAGGCAGAGAUGGAGACCGAUUGGACCAGUCUGGCUCGCGCCAUGAGCUCCCUUCCGGCAGGUGUCCAAUGUUGGACCACAAAGCAUGUCGUGGGUAUGUGUGGUGUAGGGAAGUUCAAAGUCCGGUGGGGUUCUGCAGACUCAGCUGCAUGUCCUUGCUGCGGCGAGUUUGAGGACUACCUUCACGUUCCUCGAUGUACGGCGCCCUUGGCUAGUGCGGAAUGGGAUUGCCGGACGGCGUUGUUGGGCCAAUGGCUGGACACUCAAGUCACUGAUCCAGCCAUCAAACACACUCUUCUCUACCUUCUUCAAGGGCUUCGUGAUCCGUCCCUACCUUGCAGUCGAUUGGUUCCGGUUCGUCUUUGCCGAGCUUUCCUCUCUCAACAACGCAUCGGCUACCAAGGUUUAUUGGAAGGCCGGCUGUCUGUUCAGUGGACGCCCCUGCAGGAACAGUACCUUCAGUCACGAGGGAGCCAACGCUCUCCGACCCUGUGGGUCUCUUGCCUGUUGCAUCAGCUGAUCUUGCUUGGAUUUCAUAUGUGGGAACACCGGAACUUGGUGCAACAUUUGGAGGACAACGUACAGCUACGCGAACGUAGCCGAUUGGUGAACGACGGUAUACACUCUCAGUUUGAUAUGGGCCCAACCGACCUCCCUAAGGUAGUUCGACGCAUGCUUGCUGUGAAACGCGGAACUGUGUCGAACAAGCCGUUGGUCGAUAGGGAAGAGUGGCUGAAGCUGGUCAGAAUGGAACGCACGGCCUAUCGCCGCGCUCUGGCGCCCCAACGCCGUAUCCUUCACCGCUUCUUCCAUCCGGCCCAGGCCCCCUGA